AUGAGAUCAGACGAUUGUACCGAAGAGCAAGUGAGAGUGUCGCACACAGAGUCAGAGCAUACUAUACACCAACAGAGCCAGCUUACGGAUAAUCCCGAACGAUUACCACAAAACCCAUCAGUUGAGCCGCAUCCCGAGCCGUCAAAUGAGCCGCUCGUCGGACCUGACAUAAUAGAAGAAAAUCAACGCAAAGAUCGAGAUGUACCGUCAAUGUGGAGGUUGAUUUCUCAAGUGUUCAUCUGGGAGAUUCUGGCUAUAAUUUUGUCCACUGGGCUUUUGAUAACUAUAGUUUCACCAACCUCAACCAAGCUGGAAAUAAGUGUUGCUGAACUCGCUUGCGAUUUGUUCUCUGUUAGCGAAGGACUGAGACAGCUGAAGUGGGUGUGGUUCACUCAAAAAAAGCGACCGAUGUCCGACCUUCGUGUGUUCGAUUUAGCCAGCCGAGGAAUAUAUGGUAGUGCAGAAUGA
Messenger RNA from Penicillium soppii, 468 nucleotides. RefSeq names its product DUF3176 domain-containing protein. Bases 1 to 468 code for a protein of 155 amino acids. Lineage: Eukaryota; Fungi; Ascomycota; Eurotiomycetes; Eurotiales; Aspergillaceae. The record is from RefSeq and is a predicted model, not a curated record. The transcript has 3 exons.